Molecule: messenger RNA, 4129 nt
Organism: Schistocerca piceifrons (Central American locust)
Lineage: Eukaryota; Metazoa; Arthropoda; Insecta; Orthoptera; Acrididae
Gene: ed
Product: hemicentin-2
Exons: 15
Coding region: 1-4098 (1365 amino acids)
Biological process (GO): cell-cell adhesion
Cellular component (GO): cell-cell junction
Molecular function (GO): cell adhesion molecule binding
Source: RefSeq, a predicted model, not a curated record
AUGCGGCGCUCCCUGCAAGGCGGAUUACGCCUCUGCCCUGUGCGGACCGAGGCUUUCAAGCGCUCAUCCGCUGUCCGCCGCGGGUUUAUAUUUAAAGCGAAGCAGACGCGAGCAGGCGGCCUUUCGCUGCUGGCGCCACUACCGCUGCGUUCAGACGGCGACUUGCGAGAGCUGACGUGUCUGUCUGUGCUACGCCACGGCUGUGACGGCGCGCUCGGCCGCUCUGACCGCGAUCCGGACCGGUUGGGGCCCUCUGGAAUUACAUACCGGCAGGCGGCCGGCGCGGCGCGCCCACCGAGGAGCAGGCCCGCCUGCUUUCUGUCGGAUCGGCUGCCCGGGCCCCUUCCGGCCCGAGGCGUAGCCCCAGGGCCGGCGUGGGCGGCGCGGGAGGAGUCGCGCGACACGCGCGAGGGCCAGAACGUGACGCUGGAGUGCCGGUACGGCGCGCCGACGGAGCGCGCCGAGCGCACGUACUACUGGACGCGCGCGAACCGCCGCGGCCAGGACAACGUGGCCGUGCAGCGCACGCCGCUCGACACCCGCUACGCGCUCCACCACCGGCCCGAGGAGGGCGUCUACGACCUGCUCAUCACCAACUCCAGCUACGAGCUCGACCACGGCCGCUUCGAGUGCCACAUCAAGGAGCCGGGCACGGGCAAGAGCCUGCACCUGCAGGCCUACGAGCUGACCGUGCUGUCGCCGCCGGGGCCGCCGCAGGUAGCUCCCGGUCCUGCGCCCACGCUCACCGAGGGCAAGCCCGCCGAGCUAGCCUGCUCCUCCGUCGGAGGGUCGCCCUCCCCCACCAUCAGAUGGUACCGGGAUGGCAACACGUAUCCUCUGGAGGCGGAAAUCCGACCGUCUAAGUGGAGGGACUCCCCGACGACGGCCGUUCUGUCGCUGACUCCUGCGCGCACUGAUGACGGAGCCGUCUACCGCUGCGUCGUCUGGAAUCGUGCCCUGCCAGAUGGGGCGCGUCUGGACACCAACGUCACUCUUAGCGUCAACUACUUCCCGCGCGUGGAGGUGGGCCCGGAGAACCCGUACCGCGUGGAGCGCGACGGCACGGCCACGCUGCGGUGCUCGGUGGACGCGCGGCCGCGCGCCACCUCCAUCGAGUGGUCGCGCGAGGGCCACGUCAUGGCGAGCACCGAGCAGCUGACGGUGUCGCGCGUCACGCUGCAGGACGCGGGCCGCUACACCUGCUCCGCCAGCAACGGGCUCGACCGCCCGGGCCAGGCCGACGUGCUGCUCGAGGUGCUGUACGCGCCCAUGGUCUCCAUCGACAGCGGCGCCGGAGGUACCGUCAGCCACCGCGAGGUCGAGGAGGGCGAGACCGUCAAGAUCAGAUGCAAUGUCUCAAGCAAUCCAGCCCCCGUCACAGUUGAGUGGGUACGAGAGGGACACCCUGAAUUUCGUCAGAAUGGUCAUACUCUCUUGCUGAGUCGAAUAACAGCUGAGGCUGCUGGUACAUAUACCUGCAGAGCUGUGAAUUACCUCAAUCCAUCAGGACCCCGCAGAGGACGACUUGAGAAGGUGGGGAAUGCGAGCAUAUCACUCCUGGUGCGGCACCGACCAGGCCAAGCUUCCAUCUCUCCAGAUCGUCCUGUUGCACAGGAGGGAUCAGGUGUGACCCUAACUUGCUCAACAAAUCCUCCUGGCUGGCCAGUGCCUCAGUACAGGUGGUGGCGUGACGGUGGCGGUAGUGGCAUAGGUGAUAGCGGUGGAAAUGCAGUUACAGUGCUGGCAACAGGCUCGAAGUACAGCAUACCAUCGGCACAACUGUUCUCUGAGGGUCGCUAUAUGUGCCAGGCCACCAACGAAAUGGGACCUGGGGAACCAGCAUCGGUUACACUUGAGGUUUACCAACCACCUAGAUUUCUUGCCAAACUGCAGCCACACAUAACAAAAAGGGCUGGCGAUGCAGAAUUUAGUGCAGUCUGCAAUGCACAAGGCAAGCCAAGACCUGUAGUUCGAUGGCUGAAAGAUGGGAGAGAGCUGACUCCUGACUCUAGCCUCCUAGAAGUCUCCACCGAUGAAAAUGUUGGUCCACGGGGUGUUGUAACUGUGCAAAGUUCAUUAAGAUUUGUUGGUAGCAAACGACCUGGUGGAAAUACUUUGAUCCCUUCUGAUCGUGGUGUCUAUUCCUGUGUGUUUGAAAAUGAAGUAAAGCGUGCUGAAUCCAGCAUGCAUCUUCUCAUCGAACAUGCACCAGUUGUGUUGCACCAGUAUGAUAAGGUUGCAUAUGAUCCUCAAGAGACUGCAGAAGUGGUAUGUCGUGUACAAGCAUAUCCAAGGCCAGAAAUCCAGUGGAGCUAUGGCACUAACACUGCAACUCUCCUACCAAGCAGUCACUAUGAGAUCAACAAUACAGCUGAAGGCCGUGACACUUACACCAGUAUACUUCGUGUGUCAAAAAUACGUAGCUCUGAUUAUGGAGAUUACUACUGCAGAGUGACGAACAGCCUUGGAUCCAUAAAACCUGCCAUUAGAUUACAGCCGAAAGGAUUACCUGAACACCCAAGAUCAGUGGAAGCCACAGAAAUUGGACCAAAUUAUGUAGUAAUAGGAUGGGAGCCAGGCUUUGAUGGAGGUCUUCAACACACAAAGUUCUACGUGUCAUACCAAAGAUUAUCUGGCAAUGAUGCAGUUUCUAGCAAUUGCCAUACAACUGGUGUCCCUGUGAGAGCAAGUAACAGUGAUGGAUGGCAAGAGAUGGACUGCCACAAAAAUAAUCCUUGCAAUGUGACUGAACUAGAACAGCACCAGACAUACGUUUUCAAAGUGCGUGCUGUCAACAGUAAAGGCCACAGCAAUUACUCAUCAGAAGUGCGUGCAACUACAAAAGUGGAUAAACUUGCUCCACCACAGCAAGUGGGAUUUGACCCAGAAAGUAGAACUCUGUCAGUCCUGACAGCACCAUCAUGCUUACGACUGUUGGGCGUGGUAGAAGCCACGACAGGGGGUGUCGAUUGGCGACCAGUAGAGCGACUGCCGUUAGCUGGUGGGCAGCUGAGUGAAGUUCGACUUGCAUCCCUCGUUUUACCACCUGCUGCAGCAAUCACAACACCUGGAGAAGGCCGGCAGUACAACCGGGGAGGAGCAGAGACUUCUUCCACUCCCCGGCCUCGACUGCGUGUCAAGCUCUGUCUUGCUGCAGAACAAGAACACUGUAGUGACUACACUGAAGCUGAGAUUGGGCCAUCAUACAUAAACAAGGCAGGAGCAAUUGCAACACCUACUCUUAUUGCAAUCAUUGUGUCAUGCAUUGUAUUUGUGCUUUUUGUUGGCCUUGUGUUCAUCUUCUGCCGUUGCAAAAAGAAUCAGAAUAAGAAAACAAAAUCAAAAGAUUACGAGAUGGAGUCAUCAACUGUUCGGCCUAGCCUUGUAGCCCAGCAGCCGCCUCCUCCAUACUACCCUCCUUCUGGUAUGGAGAAUAAGGCUCUGGAACAUUCUCUUGAUCUGGCUCUGGAUGACCCCACAAAGAAUCCUGUUUAUGCAUCACAAAAUGGCUAUGGUUACCAUGGAGGGCAGCCAACACAGCAGGCCCACAACAUAAAUGGUGCUGAAUGGGUUAAUAUGGGCUAUAUGGACAACAGCUACUCCAAUUCUAACAAUGGAGGUUCAGUCAACUCACAGGAUUCUUUGUGGCAAAUGAAGAUGGCAGCCCAGGCUAAUAACAACAGUGGAGCUGCUAAUGGUGGCAAUGCUGAACUGCAUCAACGCAUGGGAGACAGGGGGAAUACCUAUGGUUAUGAUCCCCUUACACAUGGAGGUUACGGGGGUGUUGACGAUUAUGCACCUUACCCACACGCUUCAGCAACUGAACAUGAAUAUCAUGGACCAAGCAACCCUCCAAGGCCACAGGAUUUCAACAAUGAUCCUUAUGCAGCUGUCCACAAAUCCAAGAAGAGGAUGGAUCAGCACCUCGAUUCUCCAUACCAUGAUGUCAGUGGUCUGCCUGAUCCAUAUAUGGAUCAAAUGGAUUGUGAUGACAGCAAACCACAGCAUAUAUCUCUGUCUUUUGAUGAAAGCCUUGAAAGUGGCUAUUCCACACCAAAUUCCCGCAACAGGAGGGUAAUACGUGAAAUAAUCGUGUGAUAUAAUGUUCAAGAAGUCCAUCCGUGGCCUU